Messenger RNA from Musa acuminata AAA Group (dessert banana), 2074 nucleotides. Its product is annotated as probable magnesium transporter NIPA6. Gene Ontology annotation, cellular component: membrane. Gene Ontology annotation, molecular function: magnesium ion transmembrane transporter activity. The record is from RefSeq and is a predicted model, not a curated record. The coding region runs from base 567 to 1640 and encodes 357 amino acids. Lineage: Eukaryota; Viridiplantae; Streptophyta; Magnoliopsida; Zingiberales; Musaceae. Gene Ontology annotation, biological process: magnesium ion transport. The transcript is spliced from 10 exons.
AUCUGAGCCCAACUUGCACCUGCCCGCCGUCCCCAACAGCGUGGGACGCGCUGCCCGCGCCCUCCUUUCGUGGACUCGAAGAUGGACCACCAGCUCAUCCCCGUUAGCUGUUUGUUAAUUUGACUAGUCAAAUUCAAUGGGAGUGGUAGAUGGUUGCUUGUAAUCGAGAGGUAUCUGUUUGAAACAUACUGCAAUUAAUAUGUGCCGGUGGAGGAAGACGAAGACACAGUUCGGUCCCAGUCUUCGGGUGAAGCCGUUGUUCAAAGAGGCUGUGGCUUGUUAUAACUGGUUAUUGGGGCCUCGUUUCAGGGCCAAUCCGCAUUAAAAAUUGUUCUUUUUUGUUAUUUUUACUGCUAUCAUGCUAUUUCUGAGGAGAAAUAUGAUGUGUUUUACCUUCUCUCACCUCCGCCCGUCCCAUUUGUAGACAAAGCUUAGCACUUUUCUUUAUUGUAUAUGUUUAUUCUUAUUCUUCGCCCCUCCAUCCUCCCUCCCUCUCGCCUUUCACGAGGCCUUCGAAUGAGGCCCGCGGGCUGGUAGAUGAGCAGCGGCAGGACGCCGCCCGACCGAUGGAGCAAGCUCCGGCCGACGCGCGGUCCGCCCACCUCUUCGCCGACAACCUCAAGGGCUUCCUCCUCGCCGUCGCCUCCAGCGCCUUCAUCGGAGCCAGCUUCAUCAUCAAGAAAAAGGGCCUCAAGCGCGCCGGCGCCUGCGGCUCCCGCGCCGGCAUAGGUGGGUACGGAUAUUUACUGGAGCCUCUGUGGUGGAUCGGGAUGGUCACAAUGAUUGUUGGUGAAAUUGCGAAUUUUGUGGCCUACAUGUUUGCCCCAGCUGUUCUUGUCACUCCGCUGGGUGCUUUGAGUAUCAUUGUUAGUGCCAUUUUGGCCCAUUUUAUUCUCAAAGAGAGAUUGCAGAGGAUGGGUGUGUUGGGCUGCGUGCUUUGCAUGGUGGGUUCAACAGUUAUCGUGCUCCAUGCACCAGAGGAGAGGACCCCGAGCUCUGUUGAACAGAUAUGGGAUCUAGCGACACAGCCAGCCUUUCUUUUGUAUGCGGCUUCAGCAGUUGCAGUAUCUCUGGUGCUUAUGUUGCAUUGUUCUCCACGGUUUGGGCAGACAAACAUAAUGGUGUACUUGGGCAUAUGCUCUGUAAUUGGAUCUUUGACGGUGAUGAGUAUUAAGGCCGUAGGAAUUGCAAUCAAGCUUACAAUGGAGGGCAUCAAUCAAGCUGGUUACUUCCAGACAUGGGUAUUUGUGAUGGUGGCAAUAUCCUGCAUCAUAAUUCAAUUGAACUACUUGAACAAGGCAUUGGAUACUUUCAAUACUGCAGUUGUUUCUCCCGUCUACUAUGCCAUGUUCACAAUUCUUACAAUAUUAGCAAGUGCCAUUAUGUUCAAGGAUUGGUCUGGGCAGAGUGCAAGUAAUAUUGCAUCAGAGAUUUGUGGGCUUAUUACAGUAAUUUCCGGGACUACAGUGUUACAUUCUACAAGAGAACCAGAUCCACCUUCCUCUUCAGAUUUAUAUGCACCACUCUCUCCUAAAAUAUAUUGGCACAUCCAAGGAAAUGGUGAUCUGGGAAAGCUCAAGGACGAUGAUUUGUUGUCUGGGGAAUUUGUUGCUGUGGUUCGACAGGAUUAUUUCGUUUAGGCAAUGGGGAUAAUACCUGGCAUCAUUUUAUGAGCUCAUGUGCUUCAUGAUUGCCUUUGAUUAUGUGAUGCCAGGCCUAUGCAAAACACAACUUGAUGAUUGAUGGCUGGAGAUCGAAUAGAAGUUUUGUAGAUUAUAUAGUGGACCAAAAUUGCUGAUGUUCUCUGGUUGUGGUUCCCAUUUCAUAUGGUCAUCUGGGAGAUGCUUCCGUGCUCCAUGCUCUAGUUCUGUAAGCUAUUAUUCUUCGAGUCUCUUGUUGCUGAUAGUUGCAGCCAUGCAAGUCUUGGUUUUCCAUUUAGUUGGUAAUGGCUGUAUUGUGGAUGUGGUUUAGCCCUGGAUGUACUGAGAGGAUGGUGAUUGCAGGUCUUUUGGUGUAUUCUACUGUACAGUUCAUUUUCUUUAGCUUUAUCAUGGAAGUUCCUUAAUUUAUUUCA